AUGAGGCUCGCGUCUAAACUGUGUGAUUUUGCUUCCAUCAGAGCAGUUGAUGAGACCGGAACUGGCCCAAAAAUGCCCAAUGCAAGCGUUCGUCUAGGGGGCAAGAUUGAUUGCAUUCACUCGGCUUUAUUUGUUCAUUGGACGGCUCAGAUGCCAGUCAUUCUGCCCCCGAGCCACCGGCAGUGUGCCCCUGUCCAGUGGCUAUGGCGUAGUAAACCGUUCGCUCCAAGAUGUGAUUCCUAUUCACCCGCUUGA
Messenger RNA from Protopolystoma xenopodis, 255 nucleotides. NCBI's taxonomy places the organism in Eukaryota, Metazoa, Platyhelminthes, Monogenea, Polystomatidea, Polystomatidae. The record is from the annotation of a GenBank genome assembly.